Messenger RNA from Emericellopsis cladophorae, 3042 nucleotides. RefSeq lists its product as uncharacterized. NCBI's taxonomy places the organism in Eukaryota, Fungi, Ascomycota, Sordariomycetes, Hypocreales, Bionectriaceae. The transcript has 8 exons. The coding region runs from base 1 to 3042 and encodes 1013 amino acids. The record is from RefSeq and is a predicted model, not a curated record.
AUGCCAAAGCAGGUUGUCCAUACUGACUCGACGCAGCUCCUCCGGGAUCUGGCAACUCUCAAUCCUAUCCUCCACCUCCCCAGCAACAACAGCAGCAGCAGCACAGGCAAUAUGCCGCUCCUCCAGGUCCCGGUCCCAUGUCUCCUGCGAAUCGGACUGAAUUCUAUCCGCCGCCGCCGGCGCAAGCAUCGCCUGGCCAGCAACAACACGCCAAUUACCCACCUCCGCCUGGGAGCAACUCGUCUCCCGGCCCAAGCUACCCACCCCCCCCGUCCAUUCAACAGCAAUCUACUCCGAGCCAAGGGGCUGCGCAUUAUCCGCCACCUCCGCAGUCGCAUCCCCAAGCAUCGCCCGCGCCCUCGCAAGGAGGCUACUACCCACCCCCUCCUCAACACACACCUUCGCCGUCGCUGCGACACUCUGGGCAAGCGCAGUAUCCAUCACCGCCCGUCAAGCAUCCCCCAGCGCCCCGCCUCGACCACCGACAGCCUACAGCAACGGACACAACCGCUGCAACAAUCGCUGUCCCAAACCGACGCACUGCCUACGUAUCCCACAAGCGAUUCUGGCUAUCCCCAGGAGAAGCAAGGUCAUGAGCAAGAGCAGCUUGGAAUCCCAGGCGGACCCGCGCAAGCUCCUGUGGCGGCCGUCCAACAAACGCCCCUCAAUACAAGCCAGCCGAGUAAUCUGGUAGCUGGGGCCCCACCAGCUGAGCAUUUCGUCGGCGCAGCAGCAACCUCCGAUGACGUGGGCACCUUCAACGGUGGCAGCUAUCGCAUCAGUCACCGCGACUGCAACACGAUACUCACAGUGCAGCUCGCCAUGGGCUGCCCCCUCGAAGCCAAGCCCGGCGUCAUGAUUGCCAUGACGCCUACAAUCACAAACAAGGGCGCCGUCAAGUUCAGCUUGAAGAAGAUGGUUGCCGGAUCAGACAUUGGAACUUCCACCUUUAUCGGACCUGGUGAGCUGCUCCUGGCGCCAGGCAUGCUGGGUGACAUUACAAGUGUGCGACUCACUGGAACGGAGCAUUGGUCCGUGGCCCAAGACGCCUAUCUUGCCUCGACGCAGGGUAUUAUCAAAGACUACAAGCGGCAAGGUCUCAGCAAAGCAAUGUUUGGCGGCGAGGGGCUAUGGGUGCACAAGAUUAGCGGUAAAGGGUUGCUUUGGCUCACCAGUUUCGGUGCCAUUAUCCGCAAGGAUAUGGCGGAGAACGAAAAGUACAUUGUGGACAAUGGCCAUCUCAUUGCGUGGAACUGCAAGUACGUGAUGGAACGUGUCACCUCUGGGGGCAUCAUCGCCGGCUUUGCCGCUGGAGAGGGCUUGGUGUGUAAAUUCACCGGGCCUGGCACCGUGUUCAUCCAGACGAGAAACCCUUGGCAAGAGCAGCCUCGUUCUGGCAGUCCAGUAUCGCUCAGCGCCUACUUCGCGCUGAAGGGUCUAGCCUCGAACCAAGGAACGGCACUACUUGAUGACCGAUCGACUGGGGUGACCGGAGCACUGGUGAACGGCUCGCCUCCACGAUCUCGCCGGGAGACUUUGGGCGCCGUCGAUCAGAAUGCGCAAGCUCUUCCGAAUCCACAAGAUGAUGGCCAAUCUGAUGGACCAAACAUCAUCUCAAAGUACAGGAUGGCCAUGCGCAACCCUGACUGGCGUCGAAAGGGGGGUGGAAGUGCUGUGAACAACUCCGAAUCAGCAAAUACCGACCCUCUCAGCAUCGUAACGGCACCUGAGCGUCAAAAGCCUGAAUACACCGAGCAUGGGCAGCACAGGCAGGCACAUAAGUCUCCGAGUAGACCUGAGCAUUGUGAUAUGCCGUCGUCUCCAUUCUUCGUCGCCGUCCGGCAACCGUCUUCCUCAGAAGUCAAGUCGACCUGCGACACUACGCGCUCGCCUCGAUACACUAGCUGGCAGGGAGAAGGCGACAUUCAAGACGACGAGGCUCGAUUCUUGUGCGAGCUUAUGAGCCACAAGGCCCUGCCGAGUCCUGCCGCGCGACCUUUGAGCCUCAUGGAGGUGCGUCGCCCAGAGAAGGCCGACUCUGAAAACGAUCACUCGCACAUUGUCGAGCUCAAACCAGCGCCCUUGGACUCCUACAAGCGACUUUGGCAUCGGCAAGAAGUGUCAUCUGAUGCUCAAAGCGAACAGUUUCAUGCAGCGCUUCAAGCUGUGGAUACAACUCCGUACCGGAUGAGGCCUGCGAAGCGCCCUGCUAUCAUCCACAACGUCACCUUCACCGACCCAGCUUCUGAGAAGCACGCCUCUGUGUAUUCUAAUGUCAACUCAAGAAGCUUCAGAGACGACAGAUAUGCAAGGAUGCUCGAGAAGCUACACAGCAAAGGUCCCAAGCAGCACACACCAGCCUAUGCUCAGCCUCAUGAUGCACGCAUGACCAACUCUGAUGACUCCGGUCAGAAUCGGGAGGCGUCAGCAGACAAGGCGCCGGAUCCGGUGAGCUUCAUUGACCCAGGCGCUGCGCUGGCCGGACAGCAUCCUUAUAGUUCCUCACUACCAAUGAUGGCAAUGACUGCUGCCAAUGGUCUUUACAGCAACAUUGGCAGCCCAGGCUCUGCGUUCAAUGCGACGCCGUUUCAGUUUCCAAACUACAACGCUACAUGGGCUCCUGGCCAGAUGCCGUACAACUUCGCAGCGCCGAACCCGUUCAAUAGAAUGAAUUGGUUGGCAGGACUCUCGAGCCCACUGAUGAGUACAGUUCAGCCCGGCCCGCCGACAGACUGUACAGCUCCAGCAUUGCACACCAUGAACCCAGCGGCACCUGCAUUUUCCAACCCGGCUCCCGUUCCCAAGCCUCGUCGGCCUGAUCCGAGUGAUCAGCAGGCGUACGAAGCAUACAUUGAAUGGCGCAAGGCCAAUGAGCCUGGGUAUGCUGCACAGUGUAAACUCAGGCAACAGCGCCGCAGCCAGCGCAACGUGACCAAGGUGAGGAUCACACGCCCGCCUGAAGCUGUACCUGCCGGGAAGACUUCACCCACUGUCUUCAAGGAUGAGCCUGCAACUGUGGUUCCCGAGGCCACUACUGUGUAG